This is a messenger RNA of Ruditapes philippinarum (Manila clam), 2591 nucleotides long. Its product is annotated as N-glycosylase/DNA lyase-like. Gene Ontology annotation, biological process: base-excision repair, AP site formation; nucleotide-excision repair; base-excision repair. Lineage: Eukaryota; Metazoa; Mollusca; Bivalvia; Venerida; Veneridae. Gene Ontology annotation, cellular component: nucleus. The record is from RefSeq and is a predicted model, not a curated record. Gene Ontology annotation, molecular function: 8-oxo-7,8-dihydroguanine DNA N-glycosylase activity; damaged DNA binding. Bases 12 to 1253 code for a protein of 413 amino acids. The transcript has 8 exons.
GCAGUCUAAAGAUGGCAGCCCCCAUGUGGAAAACAAUUCCGUGUAAAAUUGCAGAGCUUCGUUUAGAUCUCACACUAGCUUGUGGACAGUCUUUCAGAUGGAAGGAAUAUAUGCCAGGUAUUUACACAGGGGUUAUUGGCAAUGGAGUGUGGCAGUUACAUCAGACAGAUACAGAACUGUUCUAUAAGGUUUAUAGAAAUAAAGAUGAUGUUAAGGCAGAAUUAGGAGAUGCUGUGGACAUUAAACAAGAGAUAAAAACAGAACCAGACUUGGAUACAGUUGUUCCUGCAAAGAAAAGAAAGAAAGAAAAUUCCAAGAUGCACUGCAUAAAGAAAGAACCUGUGGACAAUUUAAUACCAAAAGUAAAGAAGGAUCUGGAAACAAUGAAUUCACAUUGUCUUAAAUCAUUUCCACCUGUACAUAACAAUUCCAGUGUUGAACAAGAAACUGAUAGCGAUGAUCAUGUUUUAAAAGAUUAUUUUCAGCUAGAUAUUAAAUUGGAAGAAAUGUAUAAAUCUUGGUCAAAAGCCGACCAACAUUUUUCAAAGAUAUCAAAAGAAUUUACUGGCAUUCGGAUGCUUAGACAAGAACCUGUAGAGUGCCUAUUUUCAUUUAUUUGUUCGUCGAAUAACAACAUUUCUAGAAUUACUUCUAUGGUAGACAAGUUGGCAAAGCACUAUGGACGUAAGAUAUUAGUUUCCAAUUGUGUGGACGGAGAAGAAUUUUAUAUAUUUCCAAAGGUUGAAGCAUUAGCUGCAGAAGGAGUGGAAGAAAACUUACGAAAGUUGGGCUUUGGAUAUAGGGCAAAAUACAUACAGCAAUCGGCUAGAUAUAUUCAAGAAAAUGGUGGAGAAGAUUGGCUGUAUACAAUGCGUAGCAUGGAAUAUAAAGAUGCUAAGAAAAACCUCAUGAAGUUGUGUGGAGUUGGUGCCAAGGUAGCAGAUUGUGUAGCUCUGAUGUGUUUAGACCAGCCAGGUUCAAUCCCCGUUGACACCCAUGUAUGGCAGAUUGCCGCCAGGGACUACAUGCCUAAAUUGAAGCAGGCGAAGUCACUAAAUGAGAAGCUGUAUGAAGAGAUAGGAGAUUACUUUAGAGAUUUGUGGGGCCCUUAUGCAGGCUGGGCACAUAGUGUACUAUUUACUGCUGAUCUGAAACAGUUUAAAAAUGGAACAAAAGAGUCCCCAAAAAAGGCUGUGAAGAGAAAAGGCAAGGACAGUACUAAAGAGGAAAAAAAGAAAUCUAAAUCAAAGUGAAUGUUGAUCAAACACAUUACAUGUAAAGGGACAGUUGGAAACCUUAAACAAAAUGAAAAUUGUGCUAAGGAACAGUCAAAAUCCUAGGCUAAAUGAGGGUUUUCACAGACAGAAUUCCAUGGAACGAAUGCAAAAGGUUGAUUUAGCCUCGUUAAUGAAAUUCAACGAAGAUUAAUUCAAAAUCUAAGGAAAAUGAGGGAGGAACUGUUAGAAAUCUAAGGAAAAUAAGCGAGGAACUGUUAAAAAUCUAAGGAAAUUAAGCGAGGAACUGUUAAAAAUCUAAGGAAAAUAAGCAAGGAACUGUUGAAAAUCUAAGGAAAAUAAGCAAGGAACUGUUAGAAAUCUAAGGAAAAUAAGCGAGGAACUGUUAGAAAUCUAAGGAAAAUAAGCUAGGAACUGUUAAAAAUCUAAGGAAAAUAAGCGAGGAACUGUUAGAAAUCUAAGGAAAAUAAGCGAGGAACUGUUAAAAAUCUAAGGAAAAUAAGCGAGGAACUGUUAAAAAUCUAAGGAAAAUAAGCGAAGAACUGUUAGAAAUCUAAGGAAAAUAAGCGAGGAACUGUUAAAAAUCUAAGGAAAAUAAGCGAGGAACUGUUAGAAAUCUAAGGAAAAUAAGCGAGGAACUGUUAGAAAUCUAAGGAAAAAGUAGAAUCAGGCAGAUAAAAUAACAAGGAACUGUUAUAAAUUUUAAGCUAGAUGAAAAUUUGUCCAAGGAACAGAUACAUAGCUCAGGCAGCUGAACCAAUACAGUGACAAAAUAAAAAUGGAACAUUUAGAAAUCUAUGGCAAAAUGAACAUCGGACAGACGAAAUUCCAAGGAAUUGUAUAUAAUCUAAGGCAAAAUAACUGGCACUUAGAAAUAUUAGACAAAAUGAGAUAUGGCUGAUAGAAUUACAAGAAACUUUUAGAAAUCUAAAAAAAAACCAUUUAAACAGACAAUUUCCAAUGAAAAGCAAUAGAAAAUCUAAGGUAAAAUGAAUCUUUUACAGGCAAAUUUACAAGGUAUAGUGUAAAAAAAUCUAAAAUUGAAUUAGCAUAUUGCAGACUAAUUUCCAAAUAUUUGCUUGAAAUCUAAGGCAAAAUGAGUAUAGCUCAAACACAAUUCUUAAAGGAACUCCACUGAGGUCCAAAAGCAUAAAAAUAUAAAUUUAAUAUUUCUUUCAUAGAUCAACUAGGGCACUUAAAUGGGAAAGAUAUGCAAAGAAAAUAUAAUAAAUAUACUCGGAAAUAUAUUGAAAAUUGUAUUUUUGCUAUUUUUAGCCCGAUUUGAGAUAACAGCGUUGCAACGCUUUUCAAUUUGUGGCCAUUUUUAACAAUUUGAAUAAUUAUUCUGGAAGCAAA